Molecule: messenger RNA, 2331 nt
Organism: Trifolium pratense (red clover)
Lineage: Eukaryota; Viridiplantae; Streptophyta; Magnoliopsida; Fabales; Fabaceae
Product: pentatricopeptide repeat-containing protein At3g26782, mitochondrial
Exons: 2
Coding region: 323-2329 (668 amino acids)
Biological process (GO): RNA modification
Molecular function (GO): protein binding; zinc ion binding; RNA binding
Source: RefSeq, a predicted model, not a curated record
AAUAAUAAAAAAUUUUCAUUUCCUAAACCACUUCAUGCGUCCUAGACUCCUAGUUCAACCGGUUAAAAUAUUGAAAUUGUUAAAAUGUUGAAAUUGUUAAGCCGAAUAUUUUUUCUUUAACAACAUAUUCAAACUUUUUUACCAAAAAUGUUUUAUGGACCAUUUUCCUAAUUAAUCUCUUAAUUUUCUAACAGCUUAGUUUUUGAUAAACACUCAAAUGUACACAUUUGCAUUCCCUCCAACACAACACCGUAAAUUCAAAAUAUAAUAGAAUACCAGAAUCGAUGAAUCAAUGACGUAAAACAACAACACCUGAAUAACGAUGGUUCAAUUUGUCUGUAGAACACGAUCAUCAUCAUCAUCAUUAUCAUUGAUUAAUAAGUGUAUACGCAUGCACUCAACAACAACUACCCAAUGGACCAAAAACGCAAACCUAAGAACCAUGUUCGGCAAAUAUGUCGACAAAACAAACAUCUAUAAUUGGAACUCUGUCAUUGCCGAUUUCGCUCGAAAUGGUGACCCUUUAGAAGCUCUCCACGCAUUCUCUUCAUUGCGUAAACUCUCUCUUCACCCAAAUCGUUCCACUUUCCCGUGCACCAUCAAAUCAUGUUCUUCCCUCUCCGACCUCCGUGCCGGAAAACAGACCCACCAGCAAGCUUUUAUAUUCGGAUAUGGUUCGGAUGUCUUCGUUGCAUCUGCUCUUAUUGAUAUGUACUCUAAAUGUGGCUAUUUGAAUGAUGCAUGGAAACUGUUUGAUGAAAUUCCUGAAAGAAAUGUUGUUUCUUGGACUUCUAUGAUUACUGGGUAUGUUCAAAAUGAGCGUGCCCGUGAAGCUGUUUGUUUGUUUAAGGAGUUGUUGUUGGUUGAGGAGAGUGAUUAUGAAGAGGGUGUUGGUGUGGAUUCAGUUCUUUUGGGUUGUAUUAUUUCGGCUUGUGCUCGGGUGUGUAAGAAGAGUGUAACUGAAUGUGUUCAUGGAUUUGUGAUCAAGAAGGGGUUUGAGGGAUGUUUGGCGGUUGGGAAUACGUUGAUGGAUGCUUAUGCUAAGUGUGGGGAGAUAGGUUUGUCUGGGAAAGUUUUUGAUGGGAUGGAGGAGAAUGAUGUUUGUUCUUGGAACUCUUUGAUUGCUGUAUAUGCACAUGAUGGAUUGUCGGAAGAGGCUUUCGGUGUGUUUAGGGAUAUGGUGAAGAGGGGCGAGGUUAGAUAUAACGCGGUCACAUUAUCUGCGGUGUUGUUAGCUUGUGCUCAUUCUGGAGCUCUGCAAAUAGGAAAGUGCAUACACGAUCAGGUUGUAAAGAUGGAAUUAGAAGAUAAUGUAAUUGUCGGUACUUCUAUAGUUGAUAUGUACUGCAAAUGUGGGAGAGUUGAGAUGGCAAGGAAGGCAUUUGAUCGCAUGAAAAAGAAAAAUGUUAAGUCGUGGACUGCUAUGAUUGCGGGUUAUGGAAUGCAUGGACGUGCAAAAGAGGCUAUGGAAAUCUUCUACGAGAUGAUAAGGUCUGGAACCAAACCAAAUUACAUUACUUUUGUGUCUGUUUUAGCUGCUUGUAGUCAUGCUGGUCUGUUGAAAGAAGGGUGGAAUUGGUUUAAUAGAAUGAAAUGUGAAUAUAAUGUUGAACCUGGGAUUGAGCAUUAUUCAUGCAUGGUUGAUCUCCUUGGACGUGCUGGCUAUCUUAAAGAAGCUUAUGGUUUGAUCCAGGAAAUGAAGGUGAAGCCUGAUUUUAUAGUUUGGGGUUCCCUUCUCGGGGCUUGUAGGGUUCACAAGAACGUUGAACUAGGGGAGAUCUCUGCCAAAAAGCUAUUUGAGUUAGAUCCAAGUAAUUGUGGGUACUAUGUACUACUCUCCAAUAUUUAUGCUGAUGCUGGAAGGUGGGAUGAUGUUGAGAGGAUGAGAAUAUUAAUGAAGAAUCAUGGAUUGCUUAAAACCCCUGGGUAUAGUAUAGUUGAACGUAAAGGUAGGAUACAUGUAUUUUUAGUUGGAGACAAGGAGCAUCCUCAACAUGAGAAGAUUUACGAGUAUUUGGACGAAUUAAAUGUUAAGCUGCAAGAACUUGGAUAUCUGCCAAAUGUAACAUCAGUGCUCCAUGAUGUUGAUGAGGAAGAGAAAGAAAUGGUUCUAAGAGUUCACAGUGAGAAACUAGCUGUUGCCUUUGGAAUCAUGAAUUCAGUUCCUGGGUCAGUUAUCCAGAUCAUAAAAAAUCUUAGAAUUUGUGGGGACUGCCAUAUUGCAAUUAAAUUGAUUUCCAAAAUAGUAAAUCGCGAAAUUGUUAUCAGAGAUUCAAAGCGAUUUCAUCAUUUCAAGGACGGGCUGUGUUCAUGUGGGGACUAUUGGUGACG